AUGGUGCUUAUCGCUGCUACAGUAUGCACAAAAUCUGGAAAAGCUCUGGUGUCACGUCAGUUCGUGGAGAUGACGAAAGCCCGUAUAGAAGGCUUGUUAGCAGCUUUUCCGAAGCUCAUGACAGGUGGAAGGCAACAUACGUUUGUCGAAACUGAGUCGGUUAGAUAUGUGUAUCAACCACUUGAUAAACUAUACAUGCUGCUAAUCACUACUAAAGCCAGUAACAUCUUAGAAGACUUGGAGACACUGAGACUUUUUAGCAGAGUGGUGCCUGAAUACUGCACGCAAUUAACUGAAGCAGAGGUUCUGAACCAAGCAUUCAAUCUGCUAUUUGCCUUUGAUGAGAUUGUAGCUCUUGGUUACAGGGAGAGUGUUAACUUGGCACAGGUGCGAUCAUUUGUAGAAAUGGACUCCCAUGAAGAGAAGAUCUAUCAAGCUGUUAGACAGACACAAGAACGCGAGGCUGCUAAUCGUAUGCGUGAAAAAGCGAAACAGUUGCAACGUGAGAGGCUGGAAUCGGCAAAGGGAAGAUAUAUUGGUGUACCGCAUAAAUCAUUCGGUACUGGUUUUGGAAGUUCAACAAUGACAUCAGUGUCCAGUGGUGAACCGAUGAUAGAGAAGAUACCGACCACACCCGUUAAAGAGGCUCGAACAACACGCUCAGCUAUGAAACUGGGUUCUCGUGGUACUGACGCUGAUAGCUUCGUGUCACGACUUCAGACAGAAGGAGAAAAGAUUGUCAAUACACCAACUGCUGUUGCCAAAGUGGAGAAAAUACCUGCUGUUGAUCAGAAGGAUGUUCACUUACGCUUCGAAGAACGUCUAAACCUGACAGCAGGUCGUGAUGGAGAUAUACAAAACUUUGAGUUGUCAGGGUUGUUGACAUUACGGAUAACCAAUGAACAGUAUGGACGUAUACAUGUACACGUCAACAACAAGGAUACUCGUCCACUCCAGUUGCAGACUCACCCCAAUGUGGAUAAGGAAGCAUUCAGAUCGGAGGGAAUAAUCCGUCUAAAACAAGCCCAGAGACCAUUCCCUAUGAACAGUGAUGUUGGUGUUCUCAAGUGGAGACUGGCGGCCGCUAAUGAUGAUAGACCUCCACUUUCAGUAAACUGCUGGCCAUCUGAGGGUACUGGUGGUGGAUGCGACGUAAACAUUGAAUACGAAUUAGAGCAAGACCAUCUUGUACUGGCCGACGUGAAUAUAAAUAUACCAAUGCCGUCUGGCAAUACUUCGCUAGUUGUGCAUCAAUGGGAGGGUAGUUACACACAGAAGGGACGAACACUCGUCUGGAACAUUCCACUUAUCAACAAACAACAGAAAUCAGGGACUUUGGAAUUUACUGUAACACCGGCCAUUCCCAACGACUUCUUCCCGUUGACUGUUACGUGGACGUCAGACACAUCUCUCGCUCUGAUUUCGUCAGGCAAAGUGGUGCAGGCUGAUGACGUCUUUCCCCCUUUAAAGAACUAUGAAGUUAAUGCAACACUAGUUUCGGAGGUGAAAUAUCCAUGGAUAGCUCGUGUUAUACAUUCCAGAAGCUUGAACAAGCCACAUGUUUGUACUGCUAUUUGCGUUAAAGAGGAAAUAUUUAUUACGGCGGCAAGGUGUAUUACAACAUUGCACGUUACAUAUACUACAAUUAUUUACAAAAAUCAUAAUUUGUACACCAAAGCAUUUAUUUUGCCUUCCAACGGGACAAAGCAAGCCUAUGAUGACAUAGGCUUUAUAGUGGUGCAUAAAAGAUACUAUGAAGGAGUCUGGGAUACAAUACAGCUGUAUAACAAAAACCGAACAGACAACGUAUAUAAGUGGUUCAGGAACAAUCGUUUCAUCGACACAUACAAAGUUGUAGGAUAUUCUCUUAAUAAGGGAUCGCACAUAAUACGUUCCACUUAUUCCGACUUUCCCCUUACCGAACUGGAGGUGUUUAUAGAUAUACAUUUGUGCAACGAAGUGUUUACAUUCAACAACCUUAUGGGUGACUUCAACGUGCCCUGCUACCAUUCUUGUACCCUGGACGACUACAGACACGACGAGAACAGAUGCAGUUCCUAUCAUGGCGUAGAAGGCGGUGCAGUGGUAAACACAGAAAAGAAUUAUCUACUUGGUGUUGCAACGUGGGGUGCUUUUUACAGCAAGUACGAAUUGCCAGUUGGGCUUUCGGUUAUCAAUUCCCGUAACUUUUACGAAGAUUACGCUUGUGCUCGUAAGAUACAAGAAGACGAGAUGAUUAAAGAAGACAAUCCUGAUUUCUACCAAGAACUCUGUAACAAAUAA
Molecule: messenger RNA, 2283 nt
Organism: Leptosia nina
Lineage: Eukaryota; Metazoa; Arthropoda; Insecta; Lepidoptera; Pieridae
Source: the annotation of a GenBank genome assembly